Penicillium mononematosum is the source of this 216-nucleotide messenger RNA. RefSeq lists its product as uncharacterized. The coding region runs from base 1 to 216 and encodes 71 amino acids. NCBI's taxonomy places the organism in Eukaryota, Fungi, Ascomycota, Eurotiomycetes, Eurotiales, Aspergillaceae. The transcript has a single exon. The record is from RefSeq and is a predicted model, not a curated record.
AUGGCUCCAACGAUUGGCCACCCGUCCCUAUCAGCAGCCACAGGGCCCGCUUUGCGGCGAGAGGAUCAAACCAGAGAGUCGGGUAAGGAUAGCACAUUGGACAGCCGCAGCCCGUGGCUGGCAUUGAAAGCAACCGUGGAAGCAAAUGGCACGGAUUUCAUUUUGAAAAUGUUAGGCUGUGAAACUAGCAGAGACGAUUUGGUAUUUGAGGCUUAG